Molecule: messenger RNA, 3334 nt
Organism: Pecten maximus
Lineage: Eukaryota; Metazoa; Mollusca; Bivalvia; Pectinida; Pectinidae
Exons: 7
Coding region: 272-1423 (383 amino acids)
Biological process (GO): cell differentiation; regulation of transcription by RNA polymerase II
Cellular component (GO): nucleus
Molecular function (GO): DNA-binding transcription factor activity, RNA polymerase II-specific; sequence-specific DNA binding
Source: RefSeq, a predicted model, not a curated record
AUAACGCACGGGAACUUCCGCAUUACUCAAUUGCGGUUUCUCUUCAAUCUACACAAAAUAUGAUUAGACUUUGUCACUGACGGUUUGUGUAUAUGGGGACUGAUCAGUGUUUUAACGUUCCGAGAAGUCAGUCUCUAUUCCAAGUGGAGAUUUCCCUUGCAGUCCGUGAUAUCACGACAAUUCAACCUAAGUAUCAUUGGUAAUGUGCUGUACACACUUACAAAGUACGGACUAGGGACCGUGUAACAAUGCUGUCUCUUCACUUUAUUUCAUGAAACACGCGUUUAUGGAAAAAAAUUCCCGACUUGGCACGACAUUUAAUUCCAUAAGUAUGCAUAAUACAUACAGGUAUUUGCACCCACAGAGAAAAAGUAGGAGGUCAGAUAUUUUCCAUGGCAUUCUUGCUGCACACAUCUUUCCAUCGUUGGCCGACGUAUUGACGGAGCCUCUAGGAGGUACGGACGACUUCGGCCCCCUAGACCUCUCUCUACGAAACAAUAUGGAGGAGACGGCGACAGAUAUCUAUCAGAGAGGCUUAGCGGAGGAAGACUUCCUCAACCCAGAUGCCAUGGAGAUUGAACAGAGCGGAUUAAGUGGAGAAAAUGAAACCGAUAUCCAGGAACUGUCAUCACCAGGAGAUUUAUUGAUACCACUACCUAUGUGGUCAGACGGAGAUGAUAAAUUCGACGACAACUGCGAGGUUGGACUUGUAGAGUAUGAGAUUAUGGCGUCUAUAGACAACACAGAACCUCCUUGUUACCCACACAGUCCGGGGUCAGUGGGGGAUAUGUCCGACUACAGUUCAGACUGCAGUGUGGAACCCGGACUUGAGACGUAUACACCACAAACAAUGAUAGAAUUAGAAAAGGUUGAUGUUUGCUCACAUAUGCCUGACACCAUCAUCCCAAAGGUGAAGACUGAACCCCAGAACCUACCAGAUGAUUCUGUUUUUAAACCGUAUUACUACAGUAAUGGUUAUGAGGAAAAUGACAGCAAACGAGAUGUGAUGGAUUUAGUGGAUACAUAUGACGAGGACGAUUCUAAUAGCGACAGCUCUGUCAAAUCUGUAGACAAACAGAAACGGAAACGGCCUGGCAGAAAGAAAGGACAAACCUCCAGUGUUUAUCAUCUGUGGGAAUUUAUCCGAGACCUUCUUCAGAAUCCAGACUAUUGUCCAAAGAUCAUCAAGUGGGAGGAUGAAAAUGAAGGUAUAUUCCGAGUCCUCAAAUCCACAGAGGUUGCCAAGGAGUGGGGAUCAAUGAAAAAGAACAAGACAAAAAUGACAUAUGAGAAGUUGAGCAGAUCUUUGAGGUAUUCUCGAAAAGAAGGUUACUUUGACGACAUACCAAAAGACAGAGGGUUACCAAAGAAGUUGUGUUUUAAGUUUGGCCCAAAAUCUCACGGCUGGAAGCGCAGCACGUGAAAGGGUGCGAGUGAAAUUUUACCACAAAAAGGCCGAUAUCAGUGAUGUAUAAAAGUCUUUUGUUGUCGAGUUUUAUUAAGACACCUUUCCCCCUGUGAUACGGUUGGUGUUGUUACAUGCUGCAGUGAUGAAAAAUCUAAUAACUGAUUACGAAUGUGUUCGGACACCUAUGUAAUAUUUGUGUCAAUGUCCUGUUCCUGAAGAACAUUUGUACCUAAGAUCUCGGUAUCAACGAUCAGUAUCAACUUCCGGUGCCUUAGCAACAUUUGUACCUUAAGAUCUCGGUAUCAACGACCAGUAUAAAUUUCUGGUACCUCAGCAACAUUUUACCCAAGAUCUUGGUAUCGUUGAUUGGUAUCAAUAUCCGGUGCCUCAGCAACAUUUGAACCUAGAUCUCCGAAUCAGCGAUCACUUUCAAAUUCUGGUACCCCAGCAACAUUUCUACCUUAGAUCUUGGUGUCAGAGAUCGGUAUCAACUUCCAGUGCCUUAACAUUCGUUUUACCUAAGAUCUCAGUAUCAUUCAUCACUGCAAAGUAUACUGUAUGUUUACAACAUUUUCGGACGGCAUGUUAUUCACACUAACAGGAGGAACUUUUCAUGAUCUCUUGACUGUUGUAUAUUCCCAUGACUAGUGUGGGAGUAAAAUGAAGUGAGUGGGAAUGAGUUGAAAUAUGCUUCGUUAUUUAACAGGUGGGACAGUAGCUUAUUACGAACUACAGUAAAAGCUUAGUCCCAUUACCUUCUGGAUGAGGGCUGUGGCAGCAUUUUUGUGAUUUUAGAUGGUGCGUCAGUAUGAUAUGGAUGUCGUUACAUAAGUAGGUAUGAAUCGGUAUGGAUGUCUUUUUAUUGUUAUAACAUGUAUAUCAAAAUAAGGAAGAGAGAAAUAUUGUGUGUUCGAGAUUUGAGGGAUAUACUUGUAUAUGUGUACUGGGAAACCACCAUACAUUAUCGAACAUGAAUGCAGAGAAAGCUCUAGGCCACCCCUACAUUACAAACUAUGAACUAUGUACGAGAACCUUGAUAUAAAGACCAGCAAUUGAUAAAAGUCUCUGCUCACUUAGGUGGCCUUUAUGGACAGGAUUGUACUUAAUGAUUGUUUAACUGUCACUUUUGUUUGACACAUUUACCAUGUCAUGACGUUAACCUGUACAUUUUGUAUAUAGACAAUUAAACACUGGAACACAACACUGACGGUAUAUGGUCUAUUACAAUGUACAAUAUCUACAGUGUUGUUGUAAAUACUAUCUUACUGCAAAAGAAUAUUAAUUCAUGUUAUUACAUACAUACUAAUAAAAAAUGGCAGUUGUUCUAUACGGACAGCGGUUCAGUAAUUUAAUAUCUUUAGCAGCUAUUUUGUCAGCAAUAUUUCCGUGUACAUGGAUCAUACGUAUUGGCCAACUUUCGGAAUCAAAAUAUCUCUAUGAAUAAUUCUAUAAUCAAUACCGAUAUUAUUUCUCUAUUAUAUCAACUCUCCCUGCCUUGGGACGUAGUAACCCUCGGGCUGGUAUAUUAGUCACAGGUUGACAUUGAUAGUACAUAGUACUAUCUCAAGUCUUGUUUGUUAUGUGUUGAAGAUAUUUUCUGACAAUAUAAUCAUAUUGAUAUAUCAAACUGUAGGUACAUAGUACUUUAUACAGUAUAGUUUGUAGUUUGUUGUAAAUAUUGUCCAUCACACGGAAUAUUAAUAUACUAAUAAGUAGUUGUUACAAUGCACUUGUUAUUAAUUGUACUGUCAUAAUUUCAUUCUUACACGUACUAUAUUUUUAUGAAAAAGAUUAACGCCUUUUAAUCAUCAAAAUGAGCUCUGUAGAUAUUAUGUUCAUCAAAGAAGAAUUUUAAUAAUUAAAGAGCCCUAAUAUCUUUUAAAGCCAAUCAAAUGUUUACUGUUUUUUAAAUAAAGAUAAAUCUUA